AUGAGCGGCACAGGCGCCAGGUCCAGCCACCUGUCCCAGCCGGUCGUGAAGAGCGUGCUGGUGUACCGCAACGGGGACCCCUUCUUCGCGGGGCGUCGCGUUGUCAUUCACGAGAAGAAGGUGUCCAGCUUCGACGUCUUUCUGAAGGAGGUGACGGGUGGCGUCCAGGCGCCCUUUGGGGCGGUCAGGAACAUCUACACCCCGCGGAGCGGGCACCGCAUCCGGAAGCUAGACCAGAUCCAGAGCGGGGGCAACUACGUGGCCGGGGGCCAGGAAGCCUUCAAGAAGCUCAAUUACUUGGACAUAGGAGAGAUGAAGAGGAGACCUAUGGAAGUUGUUAAUACAGAGGUGAAGCCCGUAAUGCACAGCAGAAUCAACGUGUCCGCGCGCUUUAGAAAAUCGCUUCAGGAGCCCUGCACGAUCUUCUUGAUUGCAAAUGGAGACCUCAUAAAUCCAGCCUCUCGCCUCCUCAUCCCCAGAAAAACCUUGAAUCAGUGGGAUCAUGUGCUACAAAUGGUCACGGAAAAAGUCACUCUGAGGAGUGGGGCUGUCCACAGACUUUACACGUUAGAAGGAAAACUUGUUGAGAGCGGGGCCGAGUUGGAGAAUGGGCAGUUUUACGUGGCCGUCGGCAGAGAUAAGUUUAAGAAAUUGCCUUACAGCGAAUUACUUUUUGACAAGUCCACCAUGAGAAGGUCCUAUGGUCAGAAAGCCUCUUCACUACCUCCGAUUGUAGGAUCCAGAAAGUCUAAAGGGAGUGGAAAUGAUCGUCAAUCCAAGUCAACGGUUGGAUCCAGCGACCACACGUCCCCUCAGCCCCCAAAGAGGAAAGGGAAAAAAGAGGAGGUGAAUUUAGAAAAACCCAAGAAAGGGAAACAGAAUGUAAAGUUAAAGAAGUCACCACAAAUAAGUCCAAACGGUGGUGAAGGCGUUUUCCAGGCGGGAGCAGAGAGGUCUGAGACACGGGGGGCAGCAGAAGUCCAGGAAGAUGAAGACACGCAAGUGGAGAUCCCGGUUGACCAGAGGCCAGCGGAAAUUGUGGAUGAGGAGGAAGAUGGAGGAAAAGCGAACAAAGAGGCAGAGCAGAAAGAAGACUUUUCAGGAAUGAACGGUGCUGCUGAAGGAGGAGGAGAGGAGGUGGCACCAGGUGCCUCCGAGCAGGUGGAGGGUGUCCCGGGUCCCAGCGAGGAGCCGGUGGCCCCCGCCCGCGUUAACGGAGGCACCGAUGAAGAGAAUGGCGAGGAGCUGGAUCAGGUUAAUCCCGAGCCUCAGGAGGCAGUGGAGGAGGAAGUCAAGUCGCAAGGAGCUGGCAGUGCACAAGGCGAGACUGACUUAGACCCUCAAAGACCACCAAGACCAGAAGUAAAAAUCACGAGCCCGCAAGAAAACGAGAAUGAACAAAACAAGGACUAUGCUGCCGUAGCAUAG
Molecule: messenger RNA, 1428 nt
Organism: Enhydra lutris kenyoni (northern sea otter)
Lineage: Eukaryota; Metazoa; Chordata; Mammalia; Carnivora; Mustelidae
Product: doublecortin domain containing 2
Exons: 10
Coding region: 1-1428 (475 amino acids)
Biological process (GO): neuron migration; intracellular signal transduction; regulation of cilium assembly
Cellular component (GO): kinocilium; axoneme; microtubule
Source: RefSeq, a predicted model, not a curated record